CUGGCUUUCCGAAUGUGUUUCAACAAGUGAAUAACUCUUCUCCAGAACAAAACAGUUCAAUCCAUCAUUUAGCAAAGGCAAUUUCUUUACAGAUUUAUUUGACUCACUCUGCCGGAAGAAACAUUGGCAGUGAAGGCAUACAGUAGAGAAUGUCACAAGUUCCUGGAACAAACCCUUGGAUCACCCACUUCACCACCUGUAUAGAAGAAGAGAGAUUUCAUGAAAGGUGGACAUUGAAUUUCAAUUAUAAUCUCCAAGCGGAACUGACUGUUCAGAAAAGAGCAGAAGGUUGGAAGAUAUAUAAAACAUCAUCAUUUGGCAAAUUUACCUGUAAUGUUUGUUCAAAUUCAUGGUCUUCAGCUCGUGCGAUUAUUUUGUUUCAUUACCGACUGACAAAGAAGAGUGGAUUAGUUUUGCUUCGCCCCUUCCGACAGCAAUGCCGAGAAUGCAUGAACCCCCGUCUGCAUAAACCACAGGUUGAUUCCACCCAAAUGAACCAAGUGUUUGACAGGCUUAUUUCAAAAAUCCUCAAAAAUUGCUACAAGUUCCCUGAUGUAGACGACAAAGUUAGAGACCUGAUACCACGGAAAACUAAACCUCAUGAAACAGCAUACUGUGAAGCCUGCCGCCUGGGCAUCUGCAGUUUCUAAAUUAAUGAAGCUAGUAAAAUCAUAACUGCAAGUAAGCUUGGGGUAAAAAUUCUGCUUUUUAUAAUUAGCCAAAAUAUAAUCAGGUAUACUGUUCAAUUUGAUAAUAAAAGGAACAUUUGUAUAAGUA
Pristis pectinata (smalltooth sawfish) is the source of this 777-nucleotide messenger RNA. Its product is annotated as receptor-transporting protein 3-like. The coding region runs from base 150 to 650 and encodes 166 amino acids. Gene Ontology annotation, biological process: protein targeting to membrane; protein insertion into membrane. NCBI's taxonomy places the organism in Eukaryota, Metazoa, Chordata, Chondrichthyes, Rhinopristiformes, Pristidae. The record is from RefSeq and is a predicted model, not a curated record. The transcript is spliced from 3 exons. Gene Ontology annotation, molecular function: olfactory receptor binding.